GAUGUUCUACUUGUUAAUUCAGCUGUGGUAGGAAUGUCCACCUCCCCUGAGACAACCGAUGUAGAAUAUCGGCGGGGGCUGGUAGAAAAUCAAUUCGACUUCUUGGAUUUAAAAAGCAGUCGGAUUUUUAUUCCGACAGAUGACUGGACCAGACAUUUGAACAGAAGAACGUCGUUAAGGGCAACAGAUUUAAGGAUGGAAAAACAUUUUGAGGCUAUGAACACACCUCGCCUUCUUGUCAGCAAUCUUCUCGAAAGUUUUGAAAGAUGUUCUCCAAUUCCUUCACAAAAAUAUCAUAUUGAUACAGAAUUGCUUCGAAUAUCUUUGGAUGUUAUGGAAACUAGAAAGUUGGCCGGUGUACCACAAGCUAUAGGUAUAGCUCAAAGUGAGGCUAAUAUUCGGCUCUCCACGAUUGACCCAAUCGUAAAAGGAAUUGCAAGAGCAUCGGGUACUAUAGUAGUAGCUGAGGCAUCGAUGAGAGGUAGCGACACUCUCACUGCCAACUCUGCCAACUCUGCCGCCACCGUUUCCACCAACAUUGACACCCCCAAUCAGCAAAAGCAGCUUUCACGCAACAUUAUUACAUUCUAUUCAGUACAUACAGGUACAGACCCUUCAGUGUGUGCACUUGUUGAAGUGAAAAGGAAGGCCAGUUUUAAUGACGAUGCUGUGUGCCAGACAAUAGGGUACUACAUUGCUCGAAAAAAUUCUAACCAACAUUCCGACAAUGGUCAGUCAUUUGUUUUAAAUGCAAAUAAUGGAUUCAUUUUGUAUUACUACCCUAGAUAAUUACCAUUUCCCCCCAUUGGCGAUUCUAUUCUGCGAGGAUGAAGUUAAAUUUAUUUUUUUCCCUUUCUCUAAAGACGAGAUAUGUGGUAUUGAAGCUGUUGUGACCUCCAGUGUGCGAUUGUUUAAUCCGUUCAGCUUAGGUGUUAAGUUGCUGGAUUGGAAAUUUUUUUCCUUAUAUUUCUUUUUAUAUUUCUAAUAUUUGGUCGGAAUUUCAAUCCUUGGACCCAGAGAAAUACAAAAUUCCCUUCCACCCAAAGAAA
Molecule: messenger RNA, 1049 nt
Organism: Geodia barretti
Lineage: Eukaryota; Metazoa; Porifera; Demospongiae; Tetractinellida; Geodiidae
Source: the annotation of a GenBank genome assembly